This is a messenger RNA of Saccostrea cuccullata (small rock oyster), 1646 nucleotides long. RefSeq lists its product as uncharacterized. Gene Ontology annotation, biological process: G protein-coupled receptor signaling pathway. The transcript is spliced from 2 exons. Gene Ontology annotation, molecular function: G protein-coupled receptor activity. Gene Ontology annotation, cellular component: plasma membrane. Bases 412 to 1365 code for a protein of 317 amino acids. Lineage: Eukaryota; Metazoa; Mollusca; Bivalvia; Ostreida; Ostreidae. The record is from RefSeq and is a predicted model, not a curated record.
GUCUUCCAUAUUGUGUAAAGUGUUCUUGUAUGUUUAGUCUUUGAUUAUGGCAUCAUACAGUAUUGCCUUUGACAAAGCAGAUAGACUAAGUGCCCAAAAUACAUUAAGGUUGUAUUGCAUAAUUAAUACUUUGUCUAUACCUCUAGCCGAUGCUCAUGCAUAGGAAAUAUCGGUGUACUUAAAACACAUCCAAAAUUGUUUUAUUCUUUCUUCCACUAGAAGUAAAUUGAUCUGGGUUUGUGUUUUGUCUGUUUAUUAUUUUGAUUCAGAUGAUAGGAUAAACCACGUGUUAAAACUUGUAUCAGGCAGCAUCUUAACUGCAAUAGAGCUGUCUGAUAUACCAUUCAGCUUUAUGCGUUCAAAACAGUGGGAAUAGGUGAAUGAUAGCAACACUUUAAAACGACAGCAAUAAUGAUUGGAUUCAUAUUCGUAGGUGUAAAUCAUACUUAUGGACUUUUGGACUUUAUUAUAGAUUUCUUAGUAACUAAAAAUGAAACAGAUUACAAUAAAGAAAUAAAACUGGAUGUGCCUAUUUAUUUACACUCGGAUCAUUUUAUUCUUGUUGUUAUAAUAACAGUGCUUGGAAUUAUUGGAAAUGUACUCACACUCGUGAAGAUUACAUGGAACAAGAAGUUCCAAGGUACUGUAUUUGUUGUUAUAAGAACUAUUAUAUUCACAGAUGUCGUGAAUUUGAUUCUUUACCUCGUUCAUGCCGCAGUUAAGUUUGGGAACUUCCGUCUUGAAAAAGUUCCAUGUGCAACAUUUUUGGUAGCUUUUUAUGGCGUUACUCACACUUUUGCUGCUCACGUGGUUUUCUUGUUUGGACUUAGAUGUUACAUGGUGUCGGAACCGAUAAAAUUCAAUCAGUUACGUAAGCGAAACAUUAUCGUAUCAUCAGCUGCUAUAUGGAUCGUAAGCAUAUUAUUUUCAACAUUAUAUUUUGUGCUACGAUACAAAUCAGGAAUACAAACACCUAUUUCUGUGAUAAUAACCUUUCGUCUUUACCUUAUUAUUGUUCCUGUCCUGCUGAUUAUUAUAUUUCAUGUAAAGAAGAUACAUCGUCUAAAGCGCACAAUAUGCAAGCACCAAAUCGAACACAACAUUAUCAAGAUGUCUCUUGUGACGUCAUUAAUUCUAAUUGUGUACAUGUCAUCAGCUAUUCUUUUCCUUGUGUGCUACAUCUUAUCAUUAUAUAGGUUUGAGGAGACAGAGAAAGAGUUUCUUGUAAUCGCACAACUGGCUUGGUUACUUAAUGCAGUGAUGAGCCCGUUCAUUUAUGUUGUCUCGACGUUGUGUUUUCAUAAAUGUUUUAAAUACUGGAAAACAGUUAUACGCCGCCCGAUGGCAUUUACUCAAGUAAACUGAAGAAAGGAUAAUAUAUCUAUCACCUGUGACUGAAUCCUAUUCUUUUUGAACGAAUAUAACCUUUAAAAAGACCAAAAUAAGCAUUUUUAAAAACUAUUUUUCAUAAUCCCGGUACGUUAAACAAAAUGGAUAGAUGGAUAUAAUAUGUAACGUAGUAUGCCAAAUUUGGUGUCAUUUGCGGUACUCGUUGAACAAUGUAUCGGUACAGGGUACAGUGACAACAUACUAGUAUGUAGAAGUUAUAAAACUGAGCGGAAUUGAGAUAAAGUCUUCGAUCUAGU